UAUCCCCAACAAAAGCAUCCCUCAUUUGUUCUUCUGCGAUAUCACUUCUAUUUCUCCCUCCUUUCACAAGGAAGGGUGUAGAAGAAUCCACCAUAAUAGCUCUAUAACCAGAAUAAAAAAAACAUUUAAAUCUCAUAAUCAAACGAAAGAAAGAAAACCAAAUGGGUAUCAAAUUCUUGUUGAUCCUUGGCCUCUUGGCCCUGGCCGUAGUCGCCGAAUCAGCCAAUGCCACGUGGGGUCUGACCAAAUCUUGUGUCAAUGGCCAAGGUUGCAUUGGAGAGGAUGAUGAGCUUGAGUCCUUGAUGGAUUCUGAGGCCAACCGUCGCCAACUAGCCGCGAGGCGCAGUUACAUCAGUUACGGUGCCCUGAAGAAGAACAAUGUGCCGUGCAGCCGACGUGGCCGGUCUUACUACGAUUGCAAGAAGAGGAAAAGGGCUAACCCUUACAGGCGUGGCUGCAGCGUCAUCACGCAUUGCUACAGGCAAACUUCUUAAUCUCAAGAAGCAUUUAUACAAACAAUAUGGUUGAAGAAGCGAGAGGGCAAAGAAUGCAAAAUGAAUACAAACAAUAUACAGCCAGUUCUUCUACGUAUAGUUUCUUGAUAUUGCCACCUUUUGUUCCUCAUCUUUCUUUUUCAUUUUAUUUAUAAUCAUGGUGCAUAAACGCUCAUUUCAUAUGUUGUUCUUUUUUAUAUAUAUAUAUUUAUGGAGAAAUUGUUGUAUUUUGCUUGUGUCUAUAAUUAAGUGGUAAUGUUUCCA
This is a messenger RNA of Camelina sativa (false flax), 758 nucleotides long. The record is from RefSeq and is a predicted model, not a curated record. Lineage: Eukaryota; Viridiplantae; Streptophyta; Magnoliopsida; Brassicales; Brassicaceae.